Messenger RNA from Rotaria sordida, 555 nucleotides. The record is from the annotation of a GenBank genome assembly. Lineage: Eukaryota; Metazoa; Rotifera; Eurotatoria; Philodinida; Philodinidae.
AUGGCAUCCAAAGAAGCUAUUGAUGUAGCAAAUAUAUUACGAUCAAUCUUUUAUCAAUUUGGUCCACCGAAGAUACUUCAGUCCGACAAUGGUCGAGAGUUUGUACCAAAGACACCUUUUGAAGUUGUUUUUGGACAACAUUCACGUAUAGAUGAUGACAUGUGGAAAUCUAUUUUUAAUCAUCAACAACAAAGUGAUAUAAAUAAAAUUAUUUUAGAAGAAGAUUUACCUGAUGAGAUUGCAAACAUAGUUAAAGAAACAGAUUAUGUUGAUUUCGAAUUAAUUUCUGCUCAAGGUGAUAAUGAUAAUGAUCGAUUGAAGACAAAUGAAAAAAUGACAAACGCUGAACAUCAAAAAGAAUGUAUUGAUGAAACUGAAUUGACAGUUGAUGAUGGUAGUUCAAAUAUUAAUGUGAAAUCUAAUGAUCGCCAUCGACGAGUUCGAGAAGAAGCUGAACAAUCAUACCUUAGAAAUGCACAAUCACAAUUAGUUAAAUAUAAAAUGAAUUCAGCUAAACGACAACGAACGUAUGUUAUUGGUGAUAUUGUUGGUUGA